This is a messenger RNA of Passer domesticus (house sparrow), 632 nucleotides long. Its product is annotated as histidine-rich glycoprotein-like. The record is from RefSeq and is a predicted model, not a curated record. Lineage: Eukaryota; Metazoa; Chordata; Aves; Passeriformes; Passeridae. Bases 177 to 632 code for a protein of 151 amino acids. The transcript has 3 exons.
AGUGCUCCAGCCUGAAGAAGGACUCCGGGAACGGGACCCUGCCCCGGGCGUGCCUGGACGACAGCUACGCCGGCGGCGAGGGGCUGAAGCGGAGCGCGCUCAGCUCCUCCCUGCGCGACCUGUCCGAAGCAGGCAAGCGUGGGCGACGCAGCAGUGCAGGAUCGCUAGACAGCAAUAUGGAAGGGUCCAUCAUUAGCAGUCCUCACAUGCGCCGAAGAGCUACAUCAACCCGAGAGUGUCCAUCUCGCCCUCACCAGACUAUGCCCAACUCCUCCUCACUCCUAGGGUCCCUGUUCGGUAGCAAGAGGGGCAAGCCCCCCUCGCAGAGCCACGCGGCCGCGCAGACCCCGCACCACGCGGAGGGCGCGGCCGCCGCGCCGCACCCGCACCACGCGCAGUUCUGCCACCAGAACCCGCCGCCCUACCACCACCACCACCACCACUACCGCCCGCCCCCGCACCCGCACCUGCACCAGUACCACCAGCACGGGCACGGCCACGGGCACGGCCCCUACCUGCCGCACGCCCCGCACCACGGCCCGCACCACGGCCCGCACCACCACGGGCCGCCCCCGCCGCCCGCCGCCGCCAGCACCAAGCCCAAACACAGCGGCAUCAGCACCAUAGUCUAG